UAUUACAUAGUGAGAGAUAGGAACUUAAUAAAAUUUCUGUGAACCUAAUACCUUAAGUGAGUUGAUAAAAAAAAAAGUAGAAGCAGAAAUGAGAUCAUCAUGAAUUAUUUGAGGUGAAGCUGAUACAAAGAAGCUGUGCAAUUGGUAUUUGAAGCACUGUCCACCCCGUAAAACCAUGUGUUAUUGUCCUGAAGCAAUGGAGCUGUAGGAGAGAAAGGGGCCAACUGUCUUAUGGCCAGAGAUAUUGGGAAGAAAGCAGUGUUGUAGGUUAUAGGGGAAAACUUCCAAAAUAUCAAAUUCAAGUGUCAAACCAAAGUUCCCUCUUUCUUCUGCUGCUCAUACUGUUACUAUUGGCAACUGGCAAGUAUUAUCAACCCACUCACACUGUUUCACAGGAUAUGUGUUUUGAAAAAAUCAUAUGCAGAAUUGAAGAACUUCUUCACGUAUGAGCUUUAACCAUUCACGGCAUUUCUUCUCACUCGAGGGAAUGAGGAAGGGCAAUAAGUUUUUGUUUUGCGCAGCAUUCCAACCUAUCAGUAUUGAUGAGUCUCAAGGAAAAACUAAAUUUGUUGUUGUAGGUGGUGGUCAUCUCCCUCACAAAGUUGUGUGGUGCAAGCACUUCUCAUUUCAGUUGUUAGCUGCCUGAUAUGUACAAUAUCUUGAGGCAUGGUAUGGUCAGAAUGUAGCUAUAGUGUUGAUGGUUAUCCAACAUGGCCUGACCACAGCAGUACAGAGAACUCAGAAUGUAAUUGCCGAACUCGGGCAAAUUCUCCUCCUGAUGUGGUAUUUGAAGAAACAACUACUUCCAAUGUUUCUUAAGAAAAUUUUUUAUCCAAUGAUAAAAACAAAUUAAGAUUCAUACAGCUGCUGAAGGUGAAAUUUGAAGCCAAACACUUUGAGGUUUUAUCAGGCCAAAGAUGAUGAUGCUGAUAUGCUUAUCAUUACUACAGCUAUCAGAAAGGCCUCUGAUUUUCAGGUCGUGAUUAUUGCAGAGGAGGAUGUAGAUUUGUUAGUCAUCUUCACUGGUCCCAGGGGUCCCACAAGGGCUGCCUUAUAUCUUCAAAAGUGUGGAAGAGGCAAAACAACAGGUGUCUUCCACUCAACUACUUCAAUAUUUGCAGACAGUCACAUCAUCACUUUCACUUAUGCCGUAAGUGGCUGUGAUUCUGCCUCAUGCUUCUUUGGCCAGGGGAAACUGAAGUUGCUUCAAAUACUACAGAAGUGUGUAGACCUUAAAGAAACAGCUGCAGUUUUUCCUAAUCCAGUUGUGAUGCAUGCCGAAGUAGCUGAAGCCAGAGAGAAAAUCCUUAUUGAGCUGUAUGGUGGUGAAAGGUUCAGUCAAACCCCCAAUGAGCAGCACUGCCUGCUCUUCACAAGGGCUGCAGCCAAAACCAAUUUCAACCUUGCCAGACUUCCUCCCAUGCAAGAUGCUUCAAAGCUGCAGGUAAAUUUGUUUUGCAUAUACUACCAGGUGCAGAAGCAGCAGCAACUAGAUUACAAAAAGAAUCUGCUGGAAUGGGGAAGGGUUGCUUCAGACAAGACCUUUUCCCAAAGACGAUGUUGAGGGAAGUAGCCCCUCUCAAACCUGCUAAACAUGAUUUCUUGCAACUGGAAGAAGGGAUGUGGAAAUGCUAGCAGCUGCAGGAAAGCAGGUUUGAAGUGUUCAGUUGUCUACAGAACCUGCAAUGACAAGUUCUGCGAAAACCUGCCUGAAAUUGCGGUAGAUGUUGAUUACGACACCCACAAUUUGGACAAGCUUGUUGAUGACACGGAUAGGCUGCUCGAACAAAUCGAGAAACAAUAUCAGGGUGUCCAGGACGAUGAAAAUGGUACUGAAGGAAGCAGAUUGAUGGAUCUGGUUGGACCUGGUCCUUUGAAGAGGAGGAAACACUUUUAAUUUCCAUUUCAUAUGUUGGAGUUCCUUUGUUCUUGGCCUGUGACAUUUCGUGGAGCAUUGGUGCUUUUGUUAACAUGGAGUGGAAUCUUACGUGUUGUAACAAACAUCCAACUGGUAAAGUUCACAGCUUGACCAGAUGUCCAUCUCAGGUGAAUGUCAAUCAUUUGAAAUCCUUGUCACACACAAUGCAGACUCAGGACAGUGAAAAACUGGUAGCUAUCAGCCCAAAUGUGUCUGUGUGCAAAGAGGUGUCAGAGUGCCUCAGCAGCUGGUUUAACUACUUACAGAUGCUAAAUGGCCUCUGUAGUGCUGGUUCAAGACUAUCAGAGGCUCUUGGGGGCAUGGUACGAGACACAAAUUCUCCAUCAUAUGCCAUUGCAGUCCAGUGUCACUCUGCAUGGGAAGAAUUAGUGAAGGCAACUGCAGCUGCCACUUCAGCAGUAAAAAGUCAGGUUACUACGACUUUGCAGGAUGUCAAUAAUCAAGAUAGCACCGAAAGUAGUCAGGUGGUUUGUGGCAGCCUCAUGACAUUUGUGAAGCUGCAGCAGCAGUUCUGUGCUUCGUGUAGCGAAUUCUUGAGCUCUGUGCCAACAUGCAGCUGUAGCUCCGCCCAUGACCCUGACUGUGGCAUCGGUGUACUACAGCAGAGUCUGGCACGUAUGUAUGCCCCAGUGCCACCGUGGCCACAUCGCAGAUGGUCAGAGGCUGCAGCUGCCGACCUUGGGGGAGAGGGGGAUGCAACUGCUCCUCGUCGCUGGUCUGUCCCAUGCCCACCGCAGCGGGGAGCUGCCAAACUUGGAGUUCCUUCACAGGACCGAAGCCGAUCUGCUACUCCAGAUUCAGUGUGGCGGAGCUCAUUGGCAAGCCAAGAUGAGCUUCAGGAGGUCAUACAGUUGUUGUCUGUGCAACCUCAACAGGCAACACAACUGCAUCAUCCAAGUAUGCACAUGCCAGGAGUCACCUUAACAAACUGUUCUGGAGAUGGAAACUUGCCUGAAUCUGGUACUGGCUGGGGUGAAGGACACUCAGAAGAGCGGCGGGCAAGUGCACCAUUGAGAAACAAUAGUGGCUCUCCACAACCUUCACAAAGCACUCAUCGAGCUAGUUGGCAUGCUCCAGAUCCACAUUCUUGCAUGUGGGGAGAACAUGAGCUGUUUCCUCCAACACUAGACCCAGCAAAUCUUGCAUCCCGUAAAAGCAGCUCUUCUACAGAUUCAUCCUCCAGUCAUUCAUUGCACAGUCGUUCAACGACAGGGUCCGAGGGUGGUGCAGUGAGUUGCUUAAUCUGUUGUUACCUUCUUGUAACUGCUAUAAUAGUGAACAUUGUUUUCAUAGUCUUUAGGCAAACCAGUUACCUAAUCGCCAGGGCAUUCUGUUACUGCUACAGUUGAUCAGUAUAAAUCAAGAGUCACAUUCUUCAGGAAACCUUUAUUUCAUUUUGUAUAUGUGAAAUAAAAUUUUAGUACCGCUGUACAUAUA
Schistocerca nitens (vagrant locust) is the source of this 3376-nucleotide messenger RNA. RefSeq lists its product as uncharacterized. The coding region runs from base 1972 to 3288 and encodes 438 amino acids. The transcript has 9 exons. The record is from RefSeq and is a predicted model, not a curated record. NCBI's taxonomy places the organism in Eukaryota, Metazoa, Arthropoda, Insecta, Orthoptera, Acrididae.